CUAAGGAAAGAUAUAAGUGGGGCUACAGAAGCUGCUCUACUCGUCUCGGUAUCACAGAAUUUUCAACUAACUUUAACUUCCGUCUGGAAAACAAAGCAAUGCUUCCAGCCUGAUUCAGUAAGUGCAGUGAGUCCCGUAUUUCCUGUGGCUGACAAGAUAACACCUUUCAACUUGGCACAUACUACAUUGAUGUGGUGCAGGUUGGUGUUUGCAUAGAUCAGGCAGAUAAUACUAUCAAACAGAUCUGUAUUUCUGUGACGGUUACCAUGCAGCAAAUGUAAAUUAUAUCGUUGAACAUUUGCACCGUUAGUGAAGAGGAAGUUUUGAGCAGAUUAAAUGGUGUUGUUUUCAUAGGAAGGGUCAUGGUUACCCUCAGUGUAUCCAUUGUAUAAGUGAGUGCUUACUUUGAGCUAAAACUCAGAGAGGAGAUGGGAGCAGAGUGAAUUAUAGGUUAAGGGGGAGCUUUUUCCACGUUCCCGAUGACCCUCAAGCCUCAAUGUUUUUGUUUGACCCUGGCCUCCAAUGGGUCUCAAGUCUCAAGUUACCCCUAUGCUUCUGGCUUCUGCUUCAGAGCCUCAGUAUAGAGAGAAAUGGUCUUGUCUCCUUUUGUGCCCAGAAAAUGGAUCAUCAGCAUUUUAGCCAUCUUUCUGAGUUGGUGCAGAACCAUGGAAAAUUGAAAUCUGCAUUGUAAAAGAAUGAGGAAUGAGUAGGCAAGUGAAUGCAGAUGAUUUCCUCUGUGCACAACAGUAUAUUAAUCAUAUCUUAAUGUGAGACAGAAUCGUAAUAGUCAAACACAUGCAGUUGAAAAUUAUUUCAUGUUAAAGCGAUUAUGCAGAAAACUAAAGUUCAGCAUUUAAUUUCAGUGGUUUUAAUUUUUUAAAUCUCAAACACAUUGGGCCCUAUCAUGCACCCGUCGCAUAGUGGCGCAAAGCAUGACACAAGGCUUAUUCUUAUCUUACUCUCAAUAAAGUAAGGAUUUUUUCGCCAUGCCCUUCACUUUUAUUAAACCUUGCACCCAGGGGUGUGGCAAUUAACAACAUAAGGUGUGGUCUGGCGCAUGAUCCAAAAAUCUAUAUCUUACACCCUUUAAAAAUCAUUACGCUACUGACCAAGAAAAACCUGAUUUAUAGAGAAAGGCGCAUCACAAGCACAGCUGAAGACGCACUGUCAUGAGAUGUAAGCAGCAACUCCUCUACAGGAUAAAUAUCAGGAUUUUUAUUCAGUUAUUCGAACAUUUUUGGGACAGGAUGUCAGAGGAGAUGAUCGUCAUCGCCAAGUUUGACUAUGUAGCCCAGCAGGACCAGGAGUUGGACAUAAAGAAAAACGAGCGCCUGUGGCUGCUGGAUGACUCCCAGUCCUGGUGGCGAGUUCGCAACGUCACCAACCAGACUGGGUUAGUGCCCUCUAACUAUGUGGAGAGGAAGAACAGUGCCCGGAAAGCCUCCAUUGUAAAGAAUUUAAAAGACUCUCUUGGCAUUGGGAAGGGGAAACGAAAGGAUGGAGGGAUGAAGGACUCGGCCUCCAGCGCAGACGGCGACAUGUUUGCAGACAACGGCGAACGCCUGUACGACUUAAACAUGCCCGCCUUGGUUAAGUUCAGCUACACGGCCGAGCGCGAGGACGAGCUGUCGCUGGUGAAGGGGACGAGGGUCAUCGUCAUGGAGAAGUGCAGUGAUGGAUGGUGGCGAGGGAGCUACAAUGGCCGCUCGGGCUGGUUCCCCUCCAACUACGUGACGGAGGACGUGGACGGGUCGGCGGGCGGCGACCUGGCCGGCUCGCUGAGGGAAAAGCUCGGGUCGGUGGCGCCCAUGACCAAUGGUAGCAGAGUGCUCCAUGUCGUGCAGACGCUCUACCCUUUCAGCUCCAGCAAUGAUGAGGAGCUCAACUUUGAGAAAGGCGAGAUCAUGGACGUGGUCGAAAAGCCCGAGAACGACCCGGAGUGGUGGAAGUGCCGCAAGCAAGACGACCAAGUCGGCCUGGUGCCUAAGAACUAUGUGACGAUCCUACAGAAUUCCCAUCCUGUACCACUGAGUGCAGGGCCCCCCACUCCAGACUGUGACAACAUUGGACCCUCUUUGAGUGGGAAGUUUGCAGGCAGGCAGUGGUACUAUGGCAGGGUCACGCGUCACCAGGCAGAAGUGGCCCUGAACCAGCGAGGGGAUGAGGGGGACUUUCUCAUCCGGGACAGUGAAUCAUCGCCAAAUGACUUCUCCAUUUCCCUGAAAGCACAAGGCAAGAACAAGCAUUUCAAGGUCCAGCUCAAGGAUGCAUUGUACUGUAUCGGGCAGAGAAAGUUCAGUUCUAUGGAGGAGCUGGUGGAACACUACAAAAAGGCCCCUAUUUUCACCAGUGAGCAAGGGGAGAAACUGUACCUCGUAAAACCCAUGUCCUGAUCCUGUACUUCACCUAGCUCAACUCUUCUCUCCCUGGCUGUAAUGAACGGGGAUUUCCACCAUUUUUACAAGAUGGGAGAAACAGACUCUCCAUUGGACUGCCAUCUGUCAGCAUCCAAUUGGAUGACAUUCAGAUAUCCCCAGUCCUGUUUGGGUUGGGUAUAUGUGUGUGUAUGUUGACCUGUACUGCAAAUAUAUUUCUCUUAAUAUAUGUCUAGUUACUCUUCCCUCAAUCUGAAAUCAAUCAUAUUUCCAUGUGAAUCUGUUUUAUUUAUCUGUGAUUGAGUAUGAGCAAUUUUCUCCUCAGUCUUAUUACUCCUAAUUACACCUUAACAGCAGCCAGUCUGAUCAAAUAAUGGACUCACAGACCCCCUGCUUAUAAAUGGACAUCUGAGUGAGUGUAUCUGCUAGCCUGGGUUUUCCCAUGCUGCCUUGCGCGCGCGAUUUUAUUCACGCUGCUAGGCAGCCUGGAUUCUGUGGACUAUGUUUUCACCUCAACGAAGGAACCAAUCACAGAACGGAGAGAGGGC
This is a messenger RNA of Alosa sapidissima (American shad), 2923 nucleotides long. It is a transcript of the gene nck1a, whose product is annotated as NCK adaptor protein 1a. The transcript has 5 exons. Gene Ontology annotation, biological process: negative regulation of endoplasmic reticulum stress-induced eIF2 alpha phosphorylation; negative regulation of PERK-mediated unfolded protein response; positive regulation of endoplasmic reticulum stress-induced intrinsic apoptotic signaling pathway. Lineage: Eukaryota; Metazoa; Chordata; Actinopteri; Clupeiformes; Clupeidae. The coding region runs from base 1170 to 2393 and encodes 407 amino acids. The record is from RefSeq and is a predicted model, not a curated record. Gene Ontology annotation, molecular function: ephrin receptor binding.